Molecule: messenger RNA, 2129 nt
Organism: Trichoplusia ni (cabbage looper)
Lineage: Eukaryota; Metazoa; Arthropoda; Insecta; Lepidoptera; Noctuidae
Product: ubiquitin carboxyl-terminal hydrolase 36-like
Exons: 6
Biological process (GO): regulation of apoptotic process; protein deubiquitination
Cellular component (GO): nucleus; cytosol
Molecular function (GO): cysteine-type deubiquitinase activity; cysteine-type endopeptidase activity
Source: RefSeq, a predicted model, not a curated record
AUUUAAUUGUGGAACGAGCGCCUAUGGUUCUUUGCAUAGCUCUGAAACGGUUUUCAUUAGCUGGAGGGAAACUCUCAAAACAUGUACAAUUUAGGAAAAAGAUCACUCUUAACAAAUACAUGUACAACAAAAAUCAUCAACAGUUGUCUUAUAAAUUAGUCAGUUUAGUCACACAUCUGGGACCAUCACAGAAUUGUGGUCAUUACACUGCAAUAGGUCAGGCACCAAAUGGCAAUUACUACCAAUUUGAUGACAGCUGUGUGCGACCACUGCCACUGUCAGCUGUGCUGGGCACCAAUGCAUAUAUUAUGUUCUUUGAAAAAGAUAAUACUAUGGAAGAAACUUCUACUUCCGCCGCAUCUACCUCAAGUGUUGUUUAUGGACCACAGCUCCCAGAUAACAUACUAAAUAGAGACAAGAGUCCCUUAAAACAAACUUUCUACAGAAGUGAAGAAAGAAAGCCGGUUCUCCUAAACAGCACUGCAGUAGAAAUUGCGAAGCCUGAUGUGAAACCUAUUAUUUUAAACAGCACAUUAGGCAAGGCAACUGAGUCAAGCAGUUUUAAUUCUGAACCUUGGGUGGUAAAACAAAAUGGUGAAGUGGAGAAAUUAGUUCAACCUCCAAAAAUUUUAAAUGGCGUCGAUAAAGUAGGCAUUAAACUAGAAGAAGAUAAAAAACCAACUUUGGUAAUUAAGCGCCAAAACGGCGAUGAAAUCCAAUCAAAACCUAAACUGCCAAAGAGCGACUCAGAUCUCAGAUUAGUCAUUAGUAAUUCAAAAGGGAUCGAAAAAACUGCUUCCACAAGCAAACUUGUGAAAACACCUAAGUCUCCAUUAGAGAAGUUGGAAGAGCAAAUGAACAGAAGUGAUUCAUCUGGACUAUCACCGCGGAAUGGCUGCAUGGGUUCACGGUUAGUUCCAUACGAUUCUGAAUCAAGUGGCGAUGAAAGAAAUGAAAGAUUGAGCGAAGACGGGGUUAAAAGCCGGCCUAAACCUAGCCGCUGUGAAUCGCCGCGAGCACUCGUCGUCACCACCAAGAGCAUGCACCACGCCUGGACCGUGUCCAGCGAGAAGAGCGGCCCCCUGCUCAGCCCGAGUCUCAAUGGAGUGACCAACAAAAAGGUAAAAGAGAAGGAGGAGCGUCGGGCGGAGAACGAACAGAGUCCGAACACGAGCGUCAGUAGCAUGUCGCCACUGAGCGACCGCAGCGGGGCGGGCGCGGGGUCCGCGGGCGCAGCGCCGGCGUCGCCCGCGCCCGCUCCCGACGCCGCGCCCCCCGCCGCGCCCCCUGCCGCGCCCCCCACCGCGCCCUGCGAGCCGGCCGCCGCGCCCCCGCCCGCGCCCCCCGCCGCGCCCCUGGAGACCCUGCGCCACUUGCAGACGGCCUCGCACCGCGGCUAUGGAGCUCCUGUCUCUUCCUGGAAUGGCAGCCACAGUGCUCUCUCGCGACAGGUGUUCGAUGAGCGGCGAGAAGAGCGCAAACGGGCCUCAGAAGCUACAGAUGAGAUGGAUCGAGGGCGUAAUAAGAAAGUGAAAAAGUUUCAUAAUUACAACCGUUUUAAUAAUAGUAGGAAUGGAUACAAUCCCUUUCAGGAAAAGCAAAACAAACCGCAUUGGAAUGGAAAUUACAAAUAUCGAAGUGAACGACGCUCUUCCCAUCACUUUAAUAAACACCACAACAACAAGUACAAAAGAUUUAACAGGUACAGUAAUGGUCACCACUAUCCAAGACAUCAUUGACCCGCGGUUGUCUGGUGUUCACUCGUUUGUGUAAAUAGAUAACAUAUGGACUUAAAACUCAUAGUUAAAAUAAGCAUUCAUAGAUACGAAAAAUAGAUAAAAUUACGUCAUUUUUGAAGUUAUUGUUCUGCUACCGGCCAUACAGUCCAAACCGAGCAAUUACAUGUUAGUAUUAUUAUUUUUGUAGCGAAAUAUAAAAUAAUGAAGAGUAACAUUAAUUACUGCCAGCCUUUACCCGUGAAUGCGCAUAGUGCCCUCGUGAGACGUUUAUUAUCUAUAGUAAUUGUAGCCAAAUUUUGGAUGUUGUGAUUUAAGAAUUACUAACAUAGCGUGGCAUAUUUUCUACCGAAUCGGAGGGAAUAUUUGUGCAAAUAGUUUAUAUUAAAAAAA